Messenger RNA from Diaporthe batatas, 1716 nucleotides. RefSeq lists its product as uncharacterized. The coding region runs from base 1 to 1716 and encodes 571 amino acids. The record is from RefSeq and is a predicted model, not a curated record. Lineage: Eukaryota; Fungi; Ascomycota; Sordariomycetes; Diaporthales; Diaporthaceae. The transcript is spliced from 2 exons.
AUGGCCGAUCCUGCACCUCAGGAUCUACGCAGCCGUUUGCAAACGGCGUCCGACCGCGUCUCUGAGCUACUGGAGAUCUGCCGCGUGCCCUCGAUAUCGGUGGGCGUGCUUCAUAAUGGCGAAAUGUUCACCAGAAGCUUUGGCUCACGGGAGCUCAAGAAUAUGGAGAACGGCCAAGUGGAGCCGCUUCCUGCAAUGUCGAGCACCGCAUACCUGAUCGCACAAUGUUCCGAGACCCUCAUCGCAUAUGCUGUGGGCAUACUCGUUGACGAGGGAAAAAUGUCGUGGGACGACCCGAUCAGGAAACACGUCCCCGAAUUCGAUGUUGUGGAUGACAAGCGCAUUUCCGAAGGGGCGACUAUUCGACAAGCAAUGUGCCACACAACCGGCUUAGGAAGUCAGGACUCACUCAUUCAAGGUAUCAGAGGUCACCUUUUGGUAGAUGAGGACGGGUUUGUGCAACUGAUCAACCAUGCGCCAACGCACGACAAAGCCGGGAAAGAUGCCGCGAUAGACAACGACCAAAACGGAAGAGCUAAGAGAAGGAAACUCGCGAAGAAUCAGGAUUCGACAGCAGACGGAGAAUCCAACGAUGCCUUUCGAGACAGGGACUUCCGUUACAAUCAGUAUGCCAUGGCCCUGGUUGCUCUCGCGGUUCAGAAUGCAUCGGGACAACGCUAUUCUGAAUUCAUUACGACACGAAUACUUGAUCCACUUGGAAUGAAGGAUACAAUUGUCAAACGGAUCCACAUGGGAUCUCAUAGAAACGUUGCGGUGGGGUAUGCGAAGCUCGGGGACGACACGUUUUCGGAAAUUGCAACUGACGCCCUGACUGAUGACGCUCACACCCCUGUUCUAAGCGCGCUCGGCGUCAGAAGCUCGAGAGAACCUCCGAAUCCUCUCCGGCAGAUCGCAACUAUCUGGCCGCAAGUAGAUAAAGACAACGUGAUGUCACACGGCAUUGGCGGCCGAGUGCUAAACUUCCCAUCUUUAGGUUUCCAUACGCACGGGAUGAAUCAAAAGCUUUGGAGCGUCGGACCUGACAUUUUCGGUUUUUUCAGAGACAAUUCCAUUGGUUAUGACUCACUAAUUUCCAAGGAUAGUGUGAAGGCUAGUAGUGUAGUCUUGUAUAAGGGGUUCAACAAUGGUUUCACUUCCUCUUUUACGAUAUGCCCUGGCACCAAAACGGCCAUAGUUGCCCUCGCGAACGGACUGGACCUCGGAGAUUCGGCAGAUUGGGCUAGCAAGAUACUGGCGCAGGCGCUGUUCGAAACCAAACCACAAGUCGACAUCAUUCCCCUGGCGAACAAAGAAGCCGCUCUCUGGAAGGAAUCGUUCGACGAAAUUUUGAUCAAGUGGCAUGAUGGUCGGAGCAUAUCGCAUCCAGAAUCAGACCUCGGCGACUACGUUGGAAAAUACGAGUGUUUCAACCUAUGUGUGGAUAUAUCCUUGGACCCCGAAACAGCCCACUUGGCAAUGACUAUAAACUCAUGCGCCGGCUCCCGCUUUGAUCUGAAGCGAUACGGGACAGAUGCCUACAGCUUCAUGCCUCUGACAAGGUACGAGUGGCUUCAGAAAGGAAUGUGGGAUUUUCAAGAACAUGACACUGAGGUUCAAAAUCACACCACGAUUCUCUUGUUUCACCGCAAUAAACGCGGGGAGGUCUGCAGAUUCUGGUGGAGGUACCAAGCCAAGGAACAACCCGGUCAAUUCUAG